AUGGCAUUAAUUUUUCAAUUUGUUAAAGAUGGUAAUAGAGACGAAGUUAGCAGACUGUUAAAGGAUAAUCAUAAAGAUAUAUUAUUAAUUAAAGAUUCAAUGGAGCAAACACCAUUACAUGUAGCAUGUUUUGAAGGUUUUUUCGAUAUUGUAAAUCUUUUAAUAAAAAAAGGGGCAAAAUUAGAUGCAAAAGAUAAAAAUGGUUGGACACCAUUACAUUGCUCAGCAAGUGCUGGUCAUUUGAAAAUUUGUGAAGUAUUAAUUAUGAAAGAUGUAUCAUUAGCAACCAUUGAGGGAUCAGAUGGUACAACACCAUUCCAUUAUUUAGUUAGAAGAUGGGAUCCAAUAGUUUCACCAAAAAUAUUACCAAUAAUUGUUAAAGAUCAUCCAAAUUUAAUAAACGCAUUAGGACAUAAUUCAGAGACUCCACUUCAUCAUGCAUGUUUAAAGAAUUGCGAAGAAAGUAUUGCAUUCCUUUUAUCACAUGGUGCAGAUAUUAAUAAACGAUCAAAAUAUGGUGAAACAUGCCUUUCUUUUGCAAUCCGUGCCGGUUAUAAAGGCGUAAUCAAAUUAUUAUUAGAGCAUGGUUCAGAUGAAGAGUCCUAUAAAGCUGCACAUAGAAUAUCUUCAGAAUUGGGUAUGCACGAUAUUCAAAAUAUGGGGGAAGAGUCUCAACAAUCUUUAAAAAUUAGAUCCAACACAUCAAAACCAUACAGAAAAGGUUCUUUAAAUAAAUUUAGUGGUAAACUCAAGGGAUGGAAGAAAUGCUGGAUAAUUUUAAAUGGUCAAAGUAUUAAAGCUUAUCCCUCUGAAUUGGAAAUUGAAACAGUUUUAUACGAAAUCCAAUUAAAAGAUAUUGAUACAAUUACAGUUGAAGAACAACCAAAUAACCCAUUUGCUUUUAUAAUUUCAUCAAAAGAUAACAUGAAAACAACAUUUAGUGCAGAAGAUAGAAUCUCAAUGGCAAAAUGGAUUUUAGCUAUAGAUGGUUUGAAAUUAAGAUGUUUUAAUUCUUGUAUUAAUCAAUUUUUAAAGAAAGUAUUAUUACAUAAUGUAUAUAAAGAAAAUUAUAAAGGUGGAUUUAUUAAAUCUUCAUUUGACGAAGAAUGGAUGUAUAGUAGCGAUGGUAUUUUAGAAUGUUCCGAAGCGGCAUGGAAAAACAAUAGCAAUAAUAGUAAUGGUGCAAAUAAUAUGACAUAUUUAUGGGAUGGUCAACAAUUAUUACCACAAAAUGGGUCAAAUUCAUUUGGGUGGGGUAGAUAUAAUGGUUUCAUUUUCGAAUGGAGAACAGGUGAUAGUGUUUGUUUAGAUAAAGCUACAAAAUCAAAAGAGUAUUAUUGGGAAGAAUUAGAAAGAGAAUAUUUAUGUGAAGAUUCUCAACAAUGUUGGAAAUGGACAAGACACUUUUUAACACUUAAACAAGGCGUUGGUGAAUGGAUCGUCGAAGGUGAGGUCCCUGAACCAGUUGUAUUUUUCUUAUCACUUUUAAGAUAUAGCAGAUUAGAGGCUGAAGCUAAACAUUCUUCCCCAGAUACAGCCAAUCUUGAAAAUCAAUUAAUUAAUACUUCAAUUUCAAAUAAUUAA
Molecule: messenger RNA, 1584 nt
Organism: Dictyostelium purpureum
Lineage: Eukaryota; Evosea; Eumycetozoa; Dictyosteliales; Dictyosteliaceae
Exons: 4
Coding region: 1-1584 (527 amino acids)
Molecular function (GO): protein binding
Source: RefSeq, a predicted model, not a curated record